This is a messenger RNA of Silurus meridionalis, 4636 nucleotides long. RefSeq names its product eph receptor B4b (gene ephb4b). Gene Ontology annotation, biological process: axon guidance; central nervous system projection neuron axonogenesis; cell surface receptor protein tyrosine kinase signaling pathway. The transcript has 17 exons. The record is from RefSeq and is a predicted model, not a curated record. Gene Ontology annotation, molecular function: ATP binding; transmembrane-ephrin receptor activity; protein binding. Gene Ontology annotation, cellular component: neuron projection; plasma membrane. Lineage: Eukaryota; Metazoa; Chordata; Actinopteri; Siluriformes; Siluridae.
ACACACACACACACACACACACACACACACACACACGCGAGUUUAUUCAUGACCUUAUUAUAUUUCACCCAACCACAACUCUAGCCGUGAUUAUGGGCGUGUCUGUGGGCGUGUCUGUGGGCGUGUCUGUGAGGGAUCUGGGGACCCUCCGGGUCCACUUCUCCUUGUCUCGCGCUGUCCUGCGCUGCUGUGUGCGCGUGAGAGAGAGAACUUUUUUACUACACUAGUACUACACGUAUAUUGUCGUUUUUCUUUUUCUUUUUGCUGGAGUGUGUAUAGGUGUAUGAGUGUGUGUAUAGGUGUAUGAGUGUGUGUAUAGGUGUAUGAGUGUGUGUAUAGGUGUAUGAGUGUGUGUAUAGGUGUAUGAGUGUGUAUAGGUGUAUGAGUGUGUGUAUAGGUGUAUGAGAGUGUGUAUAGGUGUAUGAGUGUGUGUAUAGGUGUGUGUAAGUGGAGUUUGUCUCUCUCUGAAGACUGCUGCAGGAGGACAUGUCGGGUGGAUUUGCGAUCGCGACUCUCCGGUAACACGGACUGCUUGUGUGUGACUCCGGAGCGCGCGCUGCUGCAGAAACACACACACACACACACACACACACACACACACACUGUGUUUCCAUUCUCUCCGGUGAUCUGGAUUUACUGCUUUAAUGUUCCUCGCUCUGACCGGCGGCGCGCGCAGUGAGUGUGGAGCUGCUGUAAUUGAUUAGUGAACAGAAGUGUGUGAGGAGUGUGUACGGGGAAAUGAAGCGCGUGUGGACGGUGUGUGUGUGUUUGGCCUUCAUCAGAUUCAGCAGCUGGAGUUCAGCAGAAGAAGAAGUUGUGAUGAAUACAAAGUCAGAAACAUCUGAUCUAAGAUGGACCAUCUACCCUGCACCUGAUCCUGAGUGGGAAGAGAUGAGUGGUCUGGAUGAAGAAGGGAACAGUGUUAGGACAUUCCAGAUCUGUCCGUCAGAUGGAAGCUCGACAUCUCAUUGGCUGAGGACGCGUCUGAUCCCAGUGGGCGGAGCCUCUCAGCUUUACGUGGAGAUUCGCUUCACCAUUGUAGAGUGUAGCUCACUGCGUUCUCCAACACCAACACAGACCUGCAAGGAAACCUUUAACGUUUACUACUACCAGAGUGAUGACGACUCGGCCACACCCACACACCCUGCCUGGAUAGAGAACCCAUACACGAAGGUGGACACUGUGGCAGCCGACUUCCUGUUGCGUCGAGGUGGGGAGAGGAAGUCGAAUGUGAAGACCCUGCGUGUUGGGCCGAUCAGAAAAGCUGGGAUUUAUUUAGCAUUUCAGGCUCAGGGCGUGUGUAUGGCGCUGCUCGCUGUGCGGGUUUACUAUAAAAAAUGCCCCGCCCAUGUACGCAAUUUCUCCGCCUUCCCCGAGACACUUCCACAUUCGCUGGUGCAGCAGGCUGAGGGGAAGUGUGUGGAGAACUCCACCCCUUCUGGUCCUGAGGCCCGACCACCAACCAUGCUGUGUGGAGAGGACGGCCAGUGGGUGGAGCCUGCAUCAACUUCCUGUGCAUGUAUAGCUGGAUAUGAGCCUGUGGACACGGGCCGCUGCCGAGAAUGUGGACCAGGUCAGUAUAAGUCUUCAGUGGGGUGAGUGUGUAGAAUUUGUCCGAUGAACAGUAACACACUCUCCUGGAGCCACUUGGUGUUCAUGUCGCCCGGUUACUACAGAGCACCGACUGACACAUCAGACAUGGCCUGUACCAAGCCCCCCUCUGCACCCCGGAAUCUUGUCCCACAGGUGAACGAUACGAUGGUGGUGUUGGAGUGGAGUGAGCCGGUAGAGCGUGGAGGACGCUUGGACCUGUCAUAUGCAGUGGAGUGUGUGCGCUGUGGAGCGAGCGUGAGCGUAGGUGUGUGUGUGCCGUGUGCGGAGAGUGUGUUGUAUCGGCCCACACAGACGGGACUGACAGGGCGGAGAGUGGUGAUCCAUGGCCUUCAACCACACACACGCUACACCUUCACCAUCAUCGCCAUCAACGGAGUCACAGCCUCCAGCAUCACACACACUGCCUCAGCUAGCAUCAACAUCACCACCAGCAGCUACGUUUUUGUUCCCGUGUCAGGAAUCAGGAGAGUAAAGGCAUCUGAAACGAGUCUUACUCUGGCCUGGAAUGUGCCGGAACACACACUUAACACCAUCACAGAGUUCCAGCUACGAUACUGUCUACAGGGUGAGGACGAGGCAUGGCAGUAUGUCAGCAGUAAGCAGAACUCUGUGGUUCUGUUGAAUUUGUCUCGUUCCUCUGAGUACAGAGUUCAGGUCCGAGCCAGAACCAGCACCGGAUACGGACAGUUCAACAGCAUCACUACAGUCACAACACUGCCUGAUGGUGCAGACUCUCACACUCGUAUGAUAGUGACAGGUGGGCUGGUGGCUAUGGGUAUCCUUAUCCUCAUCGCCAUAGUAACUGUUGCGGUGUUCUGUUUCAGAAGGCACAGUAGACUGAGGGACUCAGAGUCGGAUAAAAAUGGACAGUAUCUCAUGACCCCAGGCAUGAAGGUUUAUAUUGAUCCGUUUACAUAUGAGGACCCGAACGAAGCAGUGCGAGAGUUCGCUAAAGAGAUUGAUGUCUCAUUUGUGAAGAUUGAGGAGGUGAUUGGUGCAGGGGAGUUUGGUGAGGUGUGUCGAGGCCGUCUCCGUAUUCCUGGUAAGAAGGAGAACUACGUGGCUAUCAAGACUCUAAAGGGUGGCUACACGGAUAAGCAGAGGCGGGACUUCCUGUCUGAGGCAUCAAUCAUGGGACAGUUCCACCAUCCCAACAUCAUCCACCUGGAGGGAGUGAUUACCACUUCCUGUCCCUCCAUGAUCAUCACUGAGUACAUGGAGAACGGAGCUCUAGACUCGUUCCUUAGGAUGAAUGAUGCUCAGUUCACCCCCCUGCAGUGUGUUGGUAUGCUCCGUGGUAUUGCCAGUGGGAUGAAGUACCUGAGUGAGAUGGGUUUCGUGCACCGGGACCUCGCCGCCCGGAACAUCCUCGUUAACAGCAACCUAGUGUGUAAAGUGUCCGAUUUCGGCCUCUCCAGGUUCCUCACUGAGAGUUCCUCAGACCCAACGUACACCAGCUCACUGGGUGGGAAGAUUCCGAUACGCUGGACGGCUCCUGAGGCGAUCGCAUUCCGUAAAUUCACCUCUGCCUCUGAUGUCUGGAGUUAUGGCAUUGUCAUGUGGGAAGUGAUGUCAUUCGGAGAGCGGCCAUACUGGGACAUGAGCAACCAGGAUGUGAUCAAUGCUAUAGAACAAGAUUACCGUUUGCCCCGCCCUCCUGAUUGCCCCGCCCCUCUGCAUCAGCUGAUGUUGGAUUGUUGGCAGAAAGAGCGUGCGUCCCGGCCCCGAUUCUGUGACCUUGUAAACUCUCUUGACAAACUUAUCCGAAACCCUGCCUCUCUCAAACACAUCGCACACUCACAAGAUGGGUUGUUGUUGGACCGGCGUUCCUCUCUGUCCCAGUGUGUGUCUGUGAGCGAGUGGUUGAAGGGCAUCAAAAUGGAACGAUAUGAGGAGAACUUCAUUCAGGCAGGGUUCUCCACGUUAGAACUCAUCUCUCAGAUCAGCACUGAGGACCUGCUGCGUAUCGGUGUCACUCUGGCUGGUCAUCAGAAGAAGAUUCUCUCCAGCAUCCAAAACAUAAGAGUCCAAUCCAAAAACUCACUGAGAUACUGAAGACAGACACACACACACACACACACACACACACACACACACACACACACACACACACACCUUCUCAUGACAUUUUGCACUUCAAGACCACUACACUUGAUGGCCAAUCAACAUGAUGUUUCAACAAGGAAUGCCAUCACAAACUACAUCUACCAAUCACAUCUCAGUAUUUUUCUGGAUGUAAUAGUGCCUGCUCUCUGUUCUUACCUGAUGACAUCACUCAUUGUUUAUUUCAGCAUCCAAUCAGACCUCAGCUCUUUUUUAACUGCGUUAUCAUUAGACAUCAGCGUGCCUUUACAGGUACUUGGUUUUUGACGUAUUCCCAUCAUGCUUUGCACUUCAAGCCCGGUACACGUGACAUACGACAGCCAAUGGGAGUUCUUCCAUGAGGGAUGACAUCACACGAGGAAACUUCAUGACUAAGUAAUUAUGACGUAUUUAUGAAAAAAAGGACUGGAUCCUCCUCUGCUCUGCAAUCGUCCAAUCACAUCCCACUAUUGCACUUCCUGCUUCAAGUGACAGUAACCAUGUCAGAUGACAUCACAUCAUUACACCCUGACAUUGUUAUGACAUCACAGUUUCUAGCAGUCCUUCCACUGUGUGCUGUUCCAUGGUGCCUGAAGCUGAUUGGCUGAUCCUGUGCUUUACUUUUGUCCAGUUACAUUUGAGAAAAGACCUAAUAGGAUAUUUCGUUAUUUUUAAGUUCGCAGUUGCCACAGCAAUUUUUGGUGCUGUGGACACUGUCAUGACUUCACAGCUCCUUCUUAUCCCUGUUCCUGAUGGUUUGGACUAAUCAGCCACGAACUUUGAACUGUUGCCUAGGAAACAUGCUGCCACUUUGCAUUCUGGGAGUUUAAAAUCGAAUCUUCAUAUUGAAGGUCCAGUUAUAUUUCAGUGAGCAAUGAUUAUUUUGUAUGAAUUCUUUUGUAUGAAACGAAACGAUUUGAAUAAAAUAUGAAAAGCAAAA